This is a messenger RNA of Wyeomyia smithii (pitcher-plant mosquito), 3002 nucleotides long. RefSeq names its product protein ultraspiracle (gene usp). Gene Ontology annotation, molecular function: RNA polymerase II cis-regulatory region sequence-specific DNA binding; nuclear steroid receptor activity; nuclear receptor activity. Lineage: Eukaryota; Metazoa; Arthropoda; Insecta; Diptera; Culicidae. The record is from RefSeq and is a predicted model, not a curated record. Gene Ontology annotation, biological process: cell differentiation; anatomical structure development; cellular response to ecdysone. Bases 1118 to 2593 code for a protein of 491 amino acids. The transcript is spliced from 8 exons. Gene Ontology annotation, cellular component: activator ecdysone receptor complex; nucleus.
CAGCAGCAGCAGCAGCAACAGCCCGUCGAUCCGGCGGCACCGGUGUUGACGGGCGCGAGCAGCAGAGACAGGAGAAGCAAUUUGCAAUUCUGGUCUACCUUGCUCAAAGUCAGCUUUGCUCGACUUCAGGCUUCACAGUUCACUUCCAGCCGGUUCGCUAAACGGUCGACGUGUUCGCGAGUGCUCGGCAAAACGCCCGCGCGCGCGUUUCAAGUUCUUUAGGCGAUCGAUCGCGGAUGGAUCAGUCAAAUCCGUGUCCCACACGACCGACAGGAACGGAACGUUUGAGGCUUUCUAGCGCGCGCCUAAAAUCGGUGCGAGCCUAGGGUGCAGAAUCACGCGGAAUCUCGGAACGGUCUUGAUCACAAGGGCGAAGAAAGAAGAAGUGUAGAUCCGUUUACCGCGAAGGAGGCAGGAAUGCCGCGAGGAAAAAUGGAAAAUUGAAAUCUCGGUUUGAAACUAGUUUCACUAUCGCACGGUGCGGGCUGCAUUUGGUGAGAAGACGCAACAAAAAGAAGCAGAAGAAAACAGAUCAGAUGUGCGAGGGGAAAAUAGUGCAGUUUUCGGAGUGCGAUGAUAUCGGCGUUGCCGUUUUAGACUGGCCUGCCUGUUGUGUGUACUACACUGAGUUUCCCUUUCAUCUGUUAAGAACUACUUCACAGUCAAGUGGGUGCUUAAAAUAAUUGCUUGAGGAAACGAGAGAAAAAAGAACAGUAAUCGAUUCCAGCUGUAGUUUUCAUGGACGAUCCACUUUGUAGAAACUGAAGAAGAUGUGAUAAUGGCUUCUAACUGGCAACCAAUGAAAAAGGUCAACCACGGAGCGUCAACGUGCUCUCGUUCGGUAUGAGUAAAUGUGUUAAUUGAGUGAACAAACUUGUGCAAAGUCAUCCACACACACGCGCGUAAACAAUUCCUGGAAACCAGAAAUUUGUAGGCUGAAAAAGAAAAACGAGCAUCAAAACGACGUCAUAGAUCGCGUUCGUCUUUGAAUGCUGCUGAAUCAUCGCAAAAGACCUCGGAGCAGUGGUAGUGUGCGGUUGUGUGAAAACACGACUUUUGCGCUAUAGGGCGCUGUCUGUCCGCUAUCGUUGCGCUGAAAUUCCGAGAUUCCGAAACGAUGCUGAAAAAGGAGAAACCAAUGCUGUCGGUGGCGGCGAUCAUUCAGGCGCAGGGACGAUGGGAUCGGACGCUGCCCCUGGCCGGGCUGGCAAGUAAUUUCGGAUUCGAUGCAGCCCUCGUUGGCCACAUGGGACCGCUCUCUCCGCAGGACAUGAAACCGGAUCUCAAGCCGGACAUCUCGCUGCUGAACGGAAGCGUGGGACCGUUCUCGCCCGGCAACAAUUGCGGCCCAGCGAGUCCCGGUGCAUUCAACCAGCAGGUCGCAGCGGUCCUGACGCCCCAGCAUCAGCAAAAUAUCAACAGUCAGAACAGUCUCAACAGUCAAGCGCAGCAGCAGAACUCCGGCGGUGGGGGAAAUGGCGGCGGAGGUGGCGGUGGAUCCACACAGCACUAUCCACCAAAUCAUCCGCUCAGUGGCUCCAAGCAUCUGUGUUCGAUUUGCGGCGACCGGGCCAGCGGAAAGCAUUACGGAGUUUAUAGCUGUGAAGGAUGCAAAGGAUUUUUCAAACGGACGGUGCGGAAAGAUCUUUCCUAUGCCUGCCGGGAGGACAAGAACUGCACGAUAGACAAACGCCAAAGAAACCGCUGCCAGUACUGUCGCUACCAGAAGUGCCUGGCCUGCGGUAUGAAACGGGAAGCCGUCCAGGAGGAGCGGCAGCGAAGUUCCAAGUUUUCCAUAAAGAACGAAGAAAUCAACUCGACCAGUUCGGUGCGUGACGUUACGAUCGAACGAAUCCACGAGGCUGAGUUACUGAGCGAACAGAAGAGUGGUGACAACGCGAUUCCAUACCUGCGGGUCGGGUCCAAUUCGAUGAUACCGCCAGAAUUCAAGAUACCCGUCUCUCACCUCUGCCAGAUGGUGAACAAACAGAUCUACCAAUUAAUAGACUACGCCCGGCGGAUGCCCAACUUCACCAACCUGCAUCGGGACGACCAGGUGAUGCUGUUGCGAUGUGGCUGGAACGAAAUGCUCAUCGCUUCGGUAGCCUGGCGGAGUAUGGAGUACAUUGAAACGGAACGCUCGCCCGAUGGAACCCGGGUCAUGAUACGGCAACCGCAGCAGCUGUGCUUGGGACCGGGCUUUACACUGCACCGAAACAGUGCCCUGCAGGCUGGGGUUGAUACACUGUUCGACCGGAUUCUCUGUGAGCUCGGCAUUAAAAUGAAAAGACUUGACGUUACUCGAGCCGAACUGGGAGUUCUGAAGGCUAUCAUUCUCUUCAAUCCCGACAUUCGGGGACUGAAGAGCCAGAAAGAGAUCGACCAGAUGCGGGAAAAAAUCUACUCCUGUCUGGAUGAGUACUGCAAACAGCAACAUCCCGCGGAGGAUGGGCGAUUCGCGCAACUGCUCCUCAGGCUGCCGGCCUUGCGCUCAAUCAGCCUCAAGUGUCUCGAUCAUCUUAACUUUAUACGGUUGCUCAGCGACAAGCAUUUGGAUAAUUUCAUCAUCGAAAUGCUUGACACACCGAUGUAAAAAAAGAAACAACUGCAGAUCAAAGCAAAAACCGAGAAACAAACAACAGAAAAAACACGCAAAAUCAAACAUUUACGGUAUUCCUGUCCUCAUCACAUUUAUUAUUUUUAUUAACUUUACUGGUAGGAUUUGCUUUCUGCGACCCUGUAGAAAGCUUGAGACUUAGGAAUUUUCUAAUUUCAGAAAAAAAAAACAGUACUAUGAAGUUUUAAGCAAAUUGUAGGACUCAGUAACUUAUUAAAUGAUAAAUAUAUUUUAAUAUAUAUUAACUAUAAAUUAAAGUAAAGAAAUUAAAAAAAUGGUGCAAAUAGAUUUUACGAAAAAUCGAUUCAUUACAAGAAAAGUAUGUUGAUAUAAGAAGAUGAAAAUAAAGUUUAAUAUUAUUCGCAUAUAGAUAAACCUAGUGAAA